Messenger RNA from Aphanomyces invadans, 1222 nucleotides. RefSeq names its product succinyl-CoA ligase [GDP-forming] subunit alpha, mitochondrial. Bases 58 to 996 code for a protein of 312 amino acids. Gene Ontology annotation, molecular function: succinate-CoA ligase (ADP-forming) activity; succinate-CoA ligase (GDP-forming) activity. The record is from RefSeq and is a predicted model, not a curated record. NCBI's taxonomy places the organism in Eukaryota, Oomycota, Saprolegniomycetes, Saprolegniales, Verrucalvaceae. Gene Ontology annotation, biological process: tricarboxylic acid cycle. The transcript has 2 exons. Gene Ontology annotation, cellular component: mitochondrion; succinate-CoA ligase complex (ADP-forming).
UGCGAACCGCCCAAUAUAUUCACUGACAGAAACGACAGGUUCCGCCGCAUCUCCAUCAUGCUCAGCCGUCAAACACAAGCCGUCCGACGGAUGUCGGCGUCCGCCAAGGUGUGGAUCAACAAGGACACCAAGGUCAUCUGCCAAGGUUUCACCGGCAAGCAAGGUACCUUCCAUUCGGAGCAAGCGAUUGCGUACGGCACCAAUUAUGUCGGCGGUGUGACGCCCAAGAAGGGCGGUACUACCCAUUUGGGUCUGCCCGUGUUCAACACGGUGCAAGAGGCGAAGGAUGAAGUCGGCGCUGAAGCGUCCAUCAUCUAUGUGCCUCCUCCGUACUGCGCGCAAGCUAUCAUCGACGCCAUCCACGCCGAAAUCCCGUUGAUCGUGGCUAUUACCGAAGGCAUCCCACAACAAGACAUGGUCAAGGUCAAGUGGCACUUGAAGCAACAAAAGACGUCGCGUUUGAUCGGUCCCAACUGCCCUGGUAUCAUCAAGCCUGGUGAGUGCAAGAUGGGUAUCAUGCCCGGCUACAUCCACUCCAAGGGAAAGAUUGGUAUUGUGUCCCGCUCGGGUACCUUGACCUACGAAGCCGUACACCAAACGACCACGACCGGCUUGGGUCAAUCCACCGUCAUCGGCAUCGGCGGGGAUCCGUUCAACGGCACCAACUUUAUUGACUGCUUGGAACGCUUUACGAACGACCCUGAAACCGAAGGCAUCAUCAUGAUUGGUGAAAUCGGUGGGACUGCAGAAGAAGAAGCUGCGGAGUGGCUCAUGGAACACGGUGACCCCAACAAGCCUGUGGUUAGUUUCAUUGCCGGUAUCACCGCCCCUCCCGGCCGCCGCAUGGGCCACGCCGGUGCCAUCGUCUCUGGAGGCAAGGGUACGGCUGAAGGCAAAUUCGCUGCCUUGGAAAAGGCUGGCGUCACCGUCACCCGCUCGCCCGCUCGCCUCGGCACGACCAUGUUGCAACAAUUCGCCAAGCGCGCUGGUAACUAAGCCCAGUGGCUUGGUGCCUAGGUUGUUUGUAGCCAAAUACCCCACCCCCGCAUUAUUCUCAUUACAAUCGAGUGCAAUAUGCAUCGUACUGCGCCUUCCUCCUCGAAGAUGUCGCCUCCAGCGCAAUCGACACCAACCACGUCUGUGUAACUUGACGGUACAGUGAACGACCAUGCGUCACCAAAGAAAGCAAAGCUGCUAAAUGCGUUAAAGACUUUAACACCAA